GCAAUGCACCUCUUUCCUUUUCAUCCAAAGUUUGUUACAUAAAGUAUCGAGAGCCUUCCAGUGUUGGUGUGGCACAACAUUUAACCAACACUGUGUUUAUUGACAGAGCUUUGAUUGUUGUGCCCUGUGCUGAAGAUGACUAGAGUGACCCAGGCUACACUACUACACUAGCCUGACUCAAGGCUUUGUUUUCCAAGCCACUAUACCCGCCGGGGCCCACGCUGCCUUCAAGGGGGGAAUGUGACCAGGAGCGUAGCUGCUGAACCUUCCGAGAUGGACACCUUGUCUCUUUUUAUUUUAUUUUAUUUUAUUUUCAUUUCCUUUUUUUAUUUCUCUCACAUGUUGUCCCUUUUUUUGCUUCUUAGAAGAGUUGCAUAUUCAUUGUAUUGUUUUUUUUUUUUGUUUUCCUGUCCCCCUUGUCCCUCGUCCCCAAUCCCACAGUUGCACCCCUUUGCCUGUCUUUGAAUGCUGUCCAGGUUGACUUGCCGCCCAGUAUUGGAGGGAAGUUUGAACGUGUGAUGCAGCCAACAUGAACGGUUGUCUUGUGUUGCACACCCUUUCCAACACUGCGACACGAUCGCCCCAGGGAGAAAAGCGCCCAUGCUUGAUAUCGUAUGGUUCAUGACCAAUAUGUUUCCAGUACAGGAAAAAUCCCUGAAGAGGCAAAGGCGCUCUCGCUUUUGGCCCCCGCCGCACCAGUGGCCAGCCUGAUGAGCGGAGGAGGACUUCUGCCCAUUCCUAGCCCCGCUACACUACAGAAUCGUGGUCUUCCUUUAGCUAAUCUGGGGGUCCUGAAGUCUAAUUUGGACACAUCUGUGGCGGCUCUAAAUGCAAUUGCUUCACAGCCUCCGCUCAUGGGAAAUGUAGAUCCCUCUAAAAUUGAUGAGAUCAGGAGGACGGUGUAUGUCGGCAAUUUGAAUUCACAGACCACCACAGCAGAGCAGCUCCUCAAGUUCUUCAAGCAAGUGGGAGAUGUUAAGUUUGUUAGAAUGGCAGGAGAUGAAACCCAGCCUACACGUUUUGCUUUUGUGGAGUUUGCUGAUCAGGAAUCGGUGACACGAGCGCUGACAUUUAAUGGAGUCAUGUUUGGCGACAGACCACUAAAGAUUAACCACUCCAAUAAUGCCAUAGUGAAGCCUCCAGAGCUCACACCUCAAGCUGCGGCCAAAGAGCUGGAGGAUGUGAUGAAGAAAGUCAGAGAGGCUCAGUCCACCAUUGCUGCCGCUAUCGAGCCAGAAAAUGAAACUCGUUCAUCCAGUAGAUCUAGACGUUCCAGAAGGUCCAGAUCUCACUCUCGCUCCCCAUCACACUCACGAAGAAAGCGAUCCAGAUCCAGGCACAGGGGACGCCUGUCCCAAAGAUCACGACAGAAGGUGAACGACUCCCGUGGGUCCCAUAAGAGGCGUUCACGUUCCCAAGAAAGGAAACACAGCCGAAGUCGAUCUCAUUCUAGGGACCAAAGGAAGGACAAAGACAGCAAAGUAAGGAAGGAUGAUGACUGGGAAGAAAAGAGGCCACGGGACAAAAAGGGAAGGACGCCUCCUAAGGGCUACAGUGGCUCUAGUCGUUCCCGCAGCAUAAGCAGAGGCCAUAAGAAAAGAAGCAAAUCUCGAUCCAGGUCACCAAGGCGGAAAGCCAGGUCACCAUCGCCGUCUAAAAGAGGCAAGAAAGAUAAAAAGAGGGAUAAAGGACGGGACGGUAGCAGGGAAAUGACAGAGAGCUCAAUGUCCAGGAGGAAAAGCAGGGAUUAUGAACAUAAAGCUAAACCAUCACUGAUGCAGAGGGUCUAUGAGCAGGUGGACCACGAGUAUGACAGUGACAUGGAUGGGUCGGGUUCUGUGGGUAGUGAUGACAGAUCUCCUCAAGCUCAUCUGAACGGCAGCUAUAGGAGCAUUUACGCAGAGGAGGAUGAGCUCUCUGCAGCUGAGUGAUUCUUGUGUACCCAUAAUGCCAAGAACAGUGAUGUUGUCUGGAGAGCACAGCAUAAUGUAUCAUACUCUUAACAGCUGUCACUCCUUUUGAAGUGCUUUCUCUUGCGUCCAUUGCUGUGUGAUUUGUAGGCUUCUGAAAACAUUUUCUACUGCUGUGAAUAUGCUACCUGUCAUAUGAUAUUCAUAUGGAUGAAAAUGUAAAGUUUUGGAUAGAUCUUUAUUGUGCUGAGAGAUGCACUGUAUGUUGAAUGAAGGUGCUUGUGUUGAGGUCACUUUUUUAAUCAGUUUUGCAUUUGUUUUCUUUUGCAUGUAACUUUGUGUUUACAUUCUUGUGGGAAGAUGUUCUUUUAUGCUUCUUUGGUCCAUCUUACUAAAACAAGCCAUUAUUAGUGUGAAUCGAAAAGUUAUAUUUUACCCCAAAAUCAAAAUAACAAUCUCAUUAUUGCUAUAAUGUAAAAACAUCCUGCCUUUUUUUUUUUAAAUUUUUUAUUUAAUUUUACUUAUUCACAUUAAAGUGGAAAAGGAGUUGCUUAAUUGUGAUGUAAAUAUUGCCAGAAAUUGAUUUUGGGGUACCUCGAGAUUCACCCACUCAACCUGGUCUUUUCCAUCAUUUCUAUUUACUGAGUUAAAAAACAAAAAUACAUUUAAUACAUGUGUAUUAUAACACUCCAGGUGAACUGUGUAGGAACACAGUGCAUGUUAAAAAAGUGCCUAGACAGAGUUUGUGUGGCAACAAAAUAUUUAAUGACAAUGUAAAUCAUUUCAAGAGUUAUUUAUCUAGUAUUGUAGGAAAGCUUGUGAAAAAUGCAUAGUUUUAUUCUUAUUUUUAACAGUAUUUUGUUCGAACCAGUGUAUACAGUCCUACAGUAAUCUCUUCAUACAAAGGAUUGUUGUGUGACAUAUAUUCAGAUGUUUAAUAGGUUUUCUAAGAAGCCUUUACUGAUUAAUGAGCACAGCAACAUUAUUAACAGUGACUGCUGUCUCAUUCAGAAUAUCUACAAUUUAAGCUUCUGAAUAUUAUUUAUUUUUUUAUACAGUCUUUUUUUGUUCAGUCUAAUUUUGUAAGUGGGUAUAUAUAAUUAUAUACAGUACUUGUUAGCAGCAGAACUAAUAUGAAUAAGAAGCGACUUCUUAAUGAUAUUGGUUUGUGUGAUUUUGUGCAUCUGUUUAGACAUACAUAUAUAAAAGAUUUUCCUUAACAUAAAAUUUACAUUAAAGAGUUAUACUUCCAGCUAAUCAA
Onychostoma macrolepis is the source of this 3171-nucleotide messenger RNA. It is a transcript of the gene srek1, whose product is annotated as splicing regulatory glutamine/lysine-rich protein 1. The record is from RefSeq and is a predicted model, not a curated record. Gene Ontology annotation, cellular component: nucleoplasm. Gene Ontology annotation, molecular function: RNA binding. The transcript is spliced from 13 exons. Lineage: Eukaryota; Metazoa; Chordata; Actinopteri; Cypriniformes; Cyprinidae. The coding region runs from base 615 to 1931 and encodes 438 amino acids.